UCAGAUCUGUGGACACUUUGUCGCUAAGAUGGGAGUUCCAUUAUGUAAGCAACCUUACCCAAGUAACACCAACACACCUGUUCCAACGGAAACCCCACAGGAAAAACCUGAGCCUGAUAAAUACUUAAACCAACAUCAAGCUUCCACGCAGUGUGAAGAGAUAGAGCACAACCUGUUUUCGAGAAGAUAUUGCAGAAUACAUCCCUCCAAACUAGAGGAUUUACUCUGUAAAGAAUGCCAGACACCUGUGUGUUCACAGUGUAUCACACAUGGCCUUCAUCAAAAUCACCACUUCUUGAACUUGGAGUUGACUUUCCAUGAGGCUUUAGAAAAAUGCCACUAUGCUGUGCUUAUCCUUGAGAGUACCCGUAUUCCAAAAUCACAGAGAAAAAUUGAAGAGAUAAAAGAUAACGAAGAAACCAUGAAUAGAAGAAUUGAAUACACUCGUUCCUCUAUGAAAGAAUGUGCGAUAGCAAUAAAGAAAAUGGUAGACGAUAUAGAGACCGAGCUAUCAAAGAAAAUUGAUGUUCUGAAGAUUUCUAUGACAGAAGGAUUUCAAGAACAAAAGAAGAUGAUGAAUACUUAUUUAUCUGAUCUCCAAAGAGCCCGCGAUGAGUAUAAGUAUCAAAUAGAGGCUAACGAACCAAGAAGUCUGAUUUCAUAUCACAAUCAAGGAAAAUUGGCCCUGUUAGAGAUCGAGCCGAAACUACCAAUCAUUCAGAGCUGUGAAUUUAUUCCAGGUCAAAUUAAACUGAAUGGAAUCCAAAACAUUUUUGGAAAACUACAGAUUGGCUCUGAGGAUAUGAAAUCUGACGAGCUCUCUAUUUUGGACGAAGAUAUGUACAUGGAAGAAAACACGAUGCCUACUUUCAUCAUGGUCAGGGAAAUUCCAAUGACCAAACUUGGCUUAAAUUGCUGCUAUCACAUCUCGGGCCACAUCUCGGGGUAUCUGUGGUUGAGCGAUGAUAUGGGAAACAUUGUCAAAUCUGACAUGAAUGGAAACCCUCUUCUCAAAAUGGCCACACCUAAUUCUGUAGACGGUUACCACACCGUAUCCAGAGAUGGGGAUUUAUUUUACGUUGAAAAGGACAAAAGUACCAUCGUUAAAGUAACGCCAGGAAGGGCAGUAGAGACGUUUAUAAAUACUGAAGAUUGGGAACCAGUUAGUAUCUAUUGCUCAAAAAUAAAUGAUGACGUCAUUGUUGGAUUGCGUAAAAACAAAGAAGCAAAGGUGACGAAAUACGAAAAAUUCGGAAUGAGACUGAAAGAUUUUCACAGAGACAAAGAAGGAAACCUGUUUCAAUGGCCUCAUUUUCUAACAGAAAACAAAAAUGGAGAUAUCUGUGUAUCGGACUUUGGAAGGGAAGCCCUCAUAGUCGUAAAAAUGACAGGAAACAUACGCUGUGUUUACAAAGGAAAGAAGAAUCAAUCAACCUUUCUACCGUACGGUGUCUGUACUGAUUCAUCCGGGCGUAUCUUCGUCACAAAUGGCGAUUCUUUUGACAUUGGAAACAGCAGUAUCCACGUUCUGGAUCAAAAGGGUCACUUCCUUUUUUUCUUUGUCUGCUCACCCGAGUUGACAUGUCCUGCUGGCAUUUGGGUGGAUGAGGACGGGAAAAUAUACUGUGGCAGCCAUUCCUCUCUGUCCAAAUCAAUUUGCGUUUACCGAUAUAUUGAGCAAGGAAAAGUAAACAGAAAUCUGUUAGAAGAAAUGGAUUAGCAAAUUUGAUCAUUAAGAUAUUU
Messenger RNA from Saccostrea echinata, 1743 nucleotides. RefSeq lists its product as uncharacterized. The transcript has 3 exons. Gene Ontology annotation, biological process: positive regulation of DNA-templated transcription. Lineage: Eukaryota; Metazoa; Mollusca; Bivalvia; Ostreida; Ostreidae. Gene Ontology annotation, molecular function: ubiquitin-protein transferase activity; zinc ion binding. The record is from RefSeq and is a predicted model, not a curated record. Bases 29 to 1720 code for a protein of 563 amino acids. Gene Ontology annotation, cellular component: chromatin; nucleoplasm.